Messenger RNA from Mollisia scopiformis, 666 nucleotides. RefSeq lists its product as uncharacterized. The transcript has a single exon. The coding region runs from base 151 to 666 and encodes 171 amino acids. The record is from RefSeq and is a predicted model, not a curated record. Lineage: Eukaryota; Fungi; Ascomycota; Leotiomycetes; Helotiales; Mollisiaceae.
CUUCAAACUCCAAAUGUGAUUUGCUAAGAAAUUAGGCAACAGCGGCACUCCCACCCACAUCCAUCACUUACAGUAUAUCUCCACCUCCUCACCUCACAUCCAUAACAUUACCCAACUACCACCAUAUUACCAACCUUCCUCCCUCCAAAAAUGUCCGAACCACCCGACCUCUUCCAACAAUACUCAACCACCACCCUCUCCCCACCACCAACAACAACCCUCCUCCUCCUGCACCCCCUCUUCUCCCCCUCCCCGUCCUCGUUCUCCUCAACCCACACUCCCCCCACCCCACCCAACCCAUCCAUCUCCCUCGCCCCCCUCUCCAAAGCCUGGCGUCUAUCCCUCCUCAACCACCCACCCAUCCCGCACCUGAUCUUCGAUAUCAGCCUCCCUAAUUCCACCACAUCGGUAUACUGGGACACAGCCCCAGCGCCAACGCCCGAUGCUGUGGCGGUUAAUCUGAGAGAGGUUAUUAAUAUAGCUGUCACGAUAGCGACGGAGACGAGGAUGAGAUUGGCGAAGAAGGAGGAGGAGGAGGGGGAGGUCAGGUUUGAGGUUGUUUGUGGGGUGGGAGAUGGGGUUUCGGGGAGGGGGGUGAGGUUGUUGGAGAGGUGGCUUGGGGGGCUUUCGAGGGGUGGGGAGGGAGGGGAGGUAGGGGAUGUUUAG